Messenger RNA from Priapulus caudatus, 335 nucleotides. Its product is annotated as sodium leak channel non-selective protein-like. Lineage: Eukaryota; Metazoa; Priapulida; Priapulimorpha; Priapulimorphida; Priapulidae. The transcript is spliced from 2 exons. Gene Ontology annotation, molecular function: monoatomic cation channel activity. The annotation marks the transcript as partial. The record is from RefSeq and is a predicted model, not a curated record. Gene Ontology annotation, biological process: transmembrane transport; monoatomic ion transport. Gene Ontology annotation, cellular component: membrane.
GCACACAGAAGAGCAAGCUACCGCCGGAGUAUAAGUACACUUACGGCUACCUCAUCAUCAUACUACGAUUCUUCACCAUUACUGGCAAGCACGCAACGCUGAAGAUGCUGAUGCUCACCGUGCUCGUCUCGAUGCUCAAGUCCUUCUUCAUCAUCAUGGGCAUGUUCCUGCUCAUCCUCUUCUACGCGUUCGCCGGCGUCAUCAUGUUCGGCUGCGUGAAGUACGGCGAGAACCUCGGCCGGCACGCCAACUUCGCGACGGCAAUGAAAGCUGUGGAGACGCUGUUUCGCAUCGUCACGGGCGAGGACUGGAACAAGAUCAUGCACGACUGCAUG